This is a messenger RNA of Anas platyrhynchos (mallard), 2851 nucleotides long. Its product is annotated as tyrosine-protein phosphatase non-receptor type substrate 1. NCBI's taxonomy places the organism in Eukaryota, Metazoa, Chordata, Aves, Anseriformes, Anatidae. The record is from RefSeq and is a predicted model, not a curated record.
CCUGGACUCCACAGCUGUUCCCGGGGUCCUAACGAGGCACCUGCAGCUAAUUGCCCCCGGGAUAAGGGGGUGCCUGGGGGGCUCUCCCCUCCUUUUUGCAGCAGUGUGGUGCUGGUGCUGGAUGCUGCAGCAGGAGCAGGCAGGAAGAGCCCGGCCAUGGAGCUCCUGCCCCGCCGCCCUGCCUGGCCGCUGACCUGCCUGGUGCUGCUCAGCCUGCGCCCCUGGCCAGGUGCCGAUGCCCAGGCAGGCUUUCAGCUGCACCAGCCCCAGAAGGAGGUGUCGGUGAGAGUGGGGGAGACGCUGACCCUGAUCUGCACCGUGACUGAAGGGGGUCUCACCGCCGUGAAGUGGCUGAAGGGCUGGGGCAGUGGCAAUGAGACCAUUUAUGACCAAAAGUCCCCUCAUCCCGGGGGACAAUAGGCAGUGGAUGAGUCCAACACAAACUUCACCAUCCUCAUCAGGGAUGUCCGCCCCGAGGACGCCGGCACCUAUUACUGUGUGAAGUUUCGCAAAGGACCCACCGGUGAUGAGUUGUAUCGGCGAGGCAAUGGCACGGUGGUGUCGGUGCAGGCCAGACCCUCCAACCCCACUGUGUCCGGGCCCAGUGACCGAGUGGAGCCGGGGAAUACGGUAUCCUUCAUCUGCAAGUCUGGGGGGUUCUUCCCCAGUGACAUCGAUGUGAAUUGGUUCAAAGACAAGACCCCGAUUCAGCCUCAGCUGCGUAAUGUCACCCCUGGGCCAUCGAACUUCACCUACAACAUGUCCAGCACCGUGACGGUGACGCUGCAGAAGGACGACAUCCACUCAGAGCUCACCUGCCAGGUGCUGCACACCACGCUGACGGCCCCGCUGACGAGGAGUUACCAUCUGAGCCAGAUCCUGCGAGUUCCCCCCAAAGUGGUCAUGGAGCCUCCAGGCCCCAUGGGGCUGAACGAGACGGUGAGCUUCACCUGCGACGUGCAGGGCUUCUACCCGGGAAGCGUGACCGUCACCUGGCUGGAGAAUGGGAAGGAGAUGAACACGGAGAGCACUCCUCAGCCGACGGAGACCUCCAAGGGCUUGUUCGAUCUGAGGAGCACGGUGUCAGUGCAAGCCGUGCUGGAGAAGAACGGCUCCGUGUUUGCCUGCCGGGUGGUGCAUGAGGGCCAGGACCCCCUCAGCAGGAAUGCCACGCUGUUGGUCGCCGCCUCAGGCCAGAAGGAAUCCAACUCCCCCUACACAAACGGCAAUUCACUCUUUAUCUACGUUGCGGUGGGAGUGGUCUGCACCGUGCUGGCACUGCUGGUGAUUGCAAUUCUCUACCUCAUCCGGGUGAAGCAGAGCAAGGGUAAAAGCUCGCCAUCUGCUAGGUUACAUGAGCCGGAGAAGAGCAGCGGGACAACCACCCAGGACUCUGACCCCAACAACAUGACCUACGCUGACCUGAACUUCACCAAAGAGAAGAAGAACGUCCAGCGGGUCAUCGAGGUGAGCCAGCAGUCGGAGUACGCCUGCAUCCAGGGCAGCCAGGCGCCCGCCAGCAAUGACAACCUCACCUAUGCAGACCUGGACAUGGUGCACCUCAGCAAGGCGCCCCGGCGGCCUGCCCCGUGCCCCGAGGAGACCACCUCCGAGUACGCCAGCGUCCAGAUCCAGCGGCAGUGAGCGGGGCUGCACCGGCUGGGGCUCACGGGGUCCAGGUCCUCCCCAGGGGGGGGCUUUUUUGGCAGCACCGACUGCUACGGUACCUGCGGUUUGGGAUGGAAGCACAGCCUUUGGCACCGUGGCUGACUUCUGUCCGCAGAGACUUGGUUUUUGGGGCAGCGUUGGGGACUCCUUGCCUGUGGGACUCCCCCUUGGCCGAGAGGGCCCCUGAGCUGUGGUGCGUUGGGUUUGCUUGCAAAACCCAAGGAUUCAUCGCUGGAAAGUGCUGCAGCUCGUCAGGAAACCCUGACCAGGCUUAGGGGGGGGACCAGGACAGUGCCUCCGAGCCAGAUGCUGUGGGGAUGCUGCUGCCGCGGCUUCCCGCAGCUGGGGGGGCCCCCGCUCUGCCUUUGGGGGCUCUACUGCCUGGAAAAACUCUGGCUUUAAAGGAAGGACGUGAGCGUCCGCCUCUCUCUUCCCAAGUGUCUCUUUUGCGGGCUCUCACGCUGCGGCCCCCGAGGCUGGGGAGGUGUGCGGGGUGUGUGAGGCGAGCCGGGGCUGUGCUGGCUUUCCCAUAUCGUGCUGCCCGGGGCACUGCAGCUCCUCAGCACCAAGCAUCCUCCUCCUCCUCCUCCUCUUCCUCGGCCUUGCCCUGCUCCAGGACCGAGCCGUGCUCCCUCCGCAGCCACGCAGCCCCAGCCGGGCCUGGAGGCCGCAGCGAGGCCCCGCUCCCCCCCCUUGGUUACAGCUCUCCCCCCCCCCAGGCACUGUUUAACAUGUUUUGACUGUUCGACAUGUAACUCUUAAUUUUUCGAGCUUCAAACCCAAUGUUUCUUGUGUCGUACGUGGGUGUACUGCCGUGUUAUGUAGCACUAGAAUAAGAUGUGCAAAAAUUAAGGACGAGGCCUACGUAAAAAAAACAAACCCUAAACCCUGUAGAGCUUCAGCGUCUCACAUGCCCCAUUCCACACCCCCCCCCAGGCUUGGCUGGGGGGCCAGGCCAGCUCCCUGCAGCCAGGGGCAGGGGGGGGACACGUAUUUUUGUGUCCCCCCCACCCCAUGGACAUGGUGUGGGGACACCCCCCCCAUGGUGCCCGCGUGAGGCAUUGGGGAGCCUCGCCGCUGCUUCGGGAUCUGUGUGACCGCUUGUACUGACCAUGACUUGUUUCUCUUUUUCUUUUUGCUUGCGAGAUAUUUUUAUAAUAAAAGUGAAAAGUCCUGCGCCGGC